Molecule: messenger RNA, 1657 nt
Organism: Nothobranchius furzeri (turquoise killifish)
Lineage: Eukaryota; Metazoa; Chordata; Actinopteri; Cyprinodontiformes; Nothobranchiidae
Product: transmembrane protein 238
Source: RefSeq, a predicted model, not a curated record
CCUGUUCCAGACCCGCCUCCUUGGAGCGCCACGCCCGGGUUCAGGUGAGCCUCGCGGCUAGCUCGCUGCUCCCGUCUCCCCUGGAGCCUUGCCGGUCCCGCUGAGAGCAUGGAGCCGGUGUACCGGGGCCUGGGCCGCUGCGCGUGCUGCUUCUGGCUCGCGGUGGCCUUUGACAUCGUGGGGCUGCUCGUGCUGCUCAUCGGGGUUUUUGUGAACGUGUUUUUCUACGACUUGCUCAUCUACGCGGGGGCCAUCGUGGUCUUCCUCAGUCUCAUCUGGUGGGUCUUCUGGUACUCUGGGAACAUCGAGGUCCCCCCGGCGGAUCUGGAGGAUGACGUAGGGCUGCUGAAGAAGAACCGGCCCGGUCUGAGCGGGAUCGGCGGGGCAGUCAGGCGCCUGUCCGGCCGCCUGGCCAACGGCAUCGCCAGCUCCUUCCGCCGGAACGGAGGACCCCCCCGGACCGGGACCAGCCGGGCGCAGAGGUCAGCAGCUGGUCCAGAGGUGUCUCCGCGGACUGAACAGGUAGUUGUUGCUAUGGCAACGGUGACCCCGAAGGAAAAGGCGGCCCACUCCACAGCAGGCCCAGAGGUCACCUGGGUCGGAGAGAUGCCCCCAACCACCAUGGAGACCUCAUCUACAUAACAGACAGUUGGGUUCCUGUCGGCGUUCGACUGAGACGGAUCUCACCGGCAGUCCUGAUCCAUCUCCGUUUACCCAGCAGCCUCGUCUUUAAAUCCUAAAUUUUUCACCGACCUCUACAAAGGCUUAAUUUGACACACUGACCUGAGAAUGUAUCUGUUUGUAACUCAUAAUAUCUCAUUUUAAACGAGUUGCAUAAGUCCUAUGUGAUACGAAGUUCUUUGCACUAAUUCCCUCUCACAGAAAGUGAUUUCAGCAGUUUUAUUCUUGAGUUUCAGUACCUUCCAGAAUGAUGUUGCUGGCCACACCCACCCUCUGAAUGGCUACUAUGAGGGGAGAAGCUUGGAUAUUUGGGAGGGGCUUGGAGUAGAUUUGCUGCCCCUCCAUCUCCAUAGUUGAAGUUUCCUUAAGCCCCAGCAGAUGGUGGUGGUGGGGUGUGGGUUCUAUGCUGAGUUUUCUUGUUGUGAUGUCACAAUAUGGGGCAUUUUCAAACGGCUGGUAGAAGCAAAUGAAUCCUGAACAGAAAAUGGACGGGUGUUUGGUUCCCCGUUUGGUGUGCUUAUAAAGGCAGCAGAGACCCACAUAGCAGUGCAAAGGAAUGUUUUUAGAUAAAUAAUGUUCGCUUUAACUUCUGACUGGAUCCGGUGAGUUAAAGAUGAUGAUCUGCAGUUAAGGAGAGUUAUUGGUUUUAUCUAAAAUAAUGAUUUUUGACAUUUAGAAACACAGACUUUGGUUCUUAGUAAUUCUGUAAUGUCCAGGUGGCCUCAUGUCCUGGGCAGAUGAAAUUAUUACAUCAGUCUUGUUUUGAUGGAUUUAUUUAAAAUCCUUUAAGUGUGAUUUUUACUGCCUUAAUUGGACCUGUUUUUAAAGAUAAUUUAUUCUUUGUUGUCAGUUUCCAAAUAAAUGAGUUUUAAAGGUUUUGUUCACAGGAAAACCGUGUCUACUUGUUCUUUUUCAAUUGUAAUUUAAUAUUUGAUGUUGAGUUUUUAAUUUGUCUGAUUAAAUAAGAUUAAUUUAA